Rhipicephalus microplus (southern cattle tick) is the source of this 1753-nucleotide messenger RNA. RefSeq names its product arylsulfatase B. The record is from RefSeq and is a predicted model, not a curated record. Gene Ontology annotation, molecular function: sulfuric ester hydrolase activity. Lineage: Eukaryota; Metazoa; Arthropoda; Arachnida; Ixodida; Ixodidae.
GCGACGCACCAACAAGGCCGAAAGAUUAAACGUAUUUGACUUGCGUUUCAGCAUGAUCCUCAUUUUGCUCGCAUUUGUGACACCGUCGACGGUUCUUACCAUCGAGAAACCUCCCAACAUGGUCUUUAUUCUAGCGGACGACGUGGGUUGGGCUGACACAAGCCUUGUGGGUGGCUACCAAAUCCCCACGCCUAACUUGGACGCACUGGCAGCCAACGGCCUCCUGCUGACGCAGCACUACACAAUGCAAACAUGUACGCCAUCCAGGGCGGCUCUUCUGACAGGCCUCUACCCAAUCAGGAUGGGUAUGCAGCGCGAUGUGUUGCUGCCUGCCCAGCCGGGAGGCAUGAACCUGAGCGUCCCUACAUUAGCCGAACGCCUCAAGGACCUCGGUUACAAGACACACGCUCUGGGAAAAUGGCACCUUGGCUACUCCAGCAUCGACUAUACUCCCACGAGGCGAGGUUUCGACACUUUCUUCGGCUACUACAACACUGCAAAGUACUACUAUUUCGCUGCAUUGAAUUUCGACAACAGAUGUGGCCGUGACUACUGGGACGACGAGCAGCUGGUGACCGAUGCGGACGGCGUGUACGACACUGACCUCAUCACGAACAGGGCAGUCGACAUCAUCUCCAAGCACGACACGGACAAGCCGCUGUUCAUGUACAUGGCUUCCCUGGCGGCGCAUGGCGAGACGAUGACUCGGACGACCGAUGCGCCGGAAAGGAACCUGGCCAAGUUUCCGUACAUCGGCGAUCGUAACAGGACGCUUCUCGCGGGUACGGUGGACGCAUUGGACGAAGCGGUCGGCCGUAUCGUGGAGGCCCUGCACUCUCGCGGGAUGCUCGCCAACAGCGUCGUAGUGUUCGCCAGUGACAACGGGGGUAGUCCGUGGGGCAUGUACUCGAACACGGGCUCCAAUUGGCCGCUGCGAGGCGUCAAGGGCACGCUCUGGGAAGGCGGCAUUCGCGUACCGGCGAUUGUCUGGAGCCCGCUCCUCCUGCGCGGCACCGGCGUCGUUUUGCCCCGACUCGCUCACCUGGUCGACUGGCUGCCCACUCUCUACUCGGCUGCCGGCGGUAACGUCAGUGACUUGGGCACCAUCGACGGCCUUGAUCUGUGGCCAGCGCUAUCCACGGCGAAAAGCGGCAGUACAUCAGCCUGGCCUCGCAGCGAAUUCCUCAUCAACAUCGACACUGCUUCUGGGACGUCGGGCUACCGUGACGGCAACCACAAGCUCUUAUUAUUCACAAGUUCGAAGUCCAACCAUACGAACCCGUUCAACGACAAGACACUCCAGAAACACAUCCCGGUACCAGGCGGAAUGCCCGAGUUUGAAAGCGAGGCGGCGGCGGAGGAGUAUUUGGACCUGUUGAUGAAGUCCUCGCUGGCCUGGAAGACCCUGGAAGAGUUGCACGUUGACGCACCAUGUCUUGCAGGAGCUUUAGACGGCUGGCGUGUGAAGGCUGCGGUUCGGUGCUCGCCUCAGCAGUCGGGAUUCAACCCGCGUAGCGAGGGUCGCUACCUGUUCGACAUUGAAAGCGACCCUUGUGAACUCAACGACCUCUCCUCCACACUUCCUUCGGUGGUGGACAGGUUAUUGAAGAAGCUGGAGUCGUACACAGGAGGCGUGGUGCCACCUAGGCCCCUUAUCAUGGACCCGAUGGGAUAUCCUUCCUUCAACGACUGCGUCUGGGCACCUUGGGAACCUGCCGCACGGACAACAAAUCGCAGCUGUCCCUGUCCUUGA